Messenger RNA from Coffea eugenioides, 828 nucleotides. RefSeq lists its product as uncharacterized. The transcript has 3 exons. The record is from RefSeq and is a predicted model, not a curated record. The coding region runs from base 1 to 828 and encodes 275 amino acids. NCBI's taxonomy places the organism in Eukaryota, Viridiplantae, Streptophyta, Magnoliopsida, Gentianales, Rubiaceae.
AUGGAUGAAAUUUCUGAAAACUAUGACUGCACGAUCAAGUACCAUCCAGGAAAGACUAAUGUAGUGGCCGAUACUUUGAGUCGUCAAGUGCAAAUGGCGGGGUUGAUGAUUAAGGAACUUCAUUUGUUGGAAAUGGUUAGCUAUUGGAAUCUUCGACUAGAAUCGAAGAAAGUAAUUUUGGAAAAUAUUUUAGUGAAUUCCACCUUGUUGGAACGUAUUAAGGGAUCUCAAGAAAAGGACACUGAAGUGCAGAAAUGGUCGGAAAAAGUUGAAAAAGGAGAAAAGUCAGAUUUUAAUAUGGGAUCGAAUGGUAUUUUGAAGUUUCGGAAUCGGAUAGUGGUGCCAAACAAUGAGGAACUUAAGAAGGAGAUUUUAGAAGAGGCGCACCGAUCGAAAUUUACGGUACAUCCUGGAGGGAAUAAAAUGUACCAAGACCUGAAGAGUUUACCUAGGACACAAAGAGGCCAUGAUGCUAUUUGGGUAAUAAUGGAUGGACUGACCAAAUCGGCUCAUUUUCUGCCGAUUAAUAUGAAAUACCCGUUAGAGAAGUUGGCUACCUUGUAUUUGGAUGAGAUUAUCAGACUGCUCGGAAUUCCCUUGAGUAUCGUGUCCGACAAAGACCCGAGUGGCCUUGGUGACAAGGGCUCACUCGGCUCCAAGGGGAAUCUCGAGCUUCUCAAAAAGGAGGGAAAGAAGGCGAGGGAAUCCAAAGCAGGAUUCGCCGGCCCUCAUGCGAGCUGUGGUCCGCAUGUAGCUGAUAAUGAUACUGGCCAGAGGAAUACCAGUCAGCUGCCAGCCCAUACCAUGCAUCAUCUUAUCCAAGAGUAG